UCCCAGGUCCUGCAGAGAUCAAUGACCUCAGACAAUGUGUGGGAGUGCAAGAGGACCCUGCAGGCCUGCUCCCAGCUGCUGGCUGUUUGUGAAGAGCUUCGAAGAGGAGAUGCCUGCGAGCACUUUGGCUCCUUGGUGGGAUUGCUGGCGCCUCUGACGUGUGACCCCAUGCCCACAUCCCGCCAGCUGGCUGUCACCUGUCUGAGCUCCCUUCUCCGAAUCCAAGCCAAGGUGGCCAACGGAGUCAUCGAGACAGGAGACAUGGGGAGCCUGUGUGAGGGGCUGCAUGCCUGCAGCACUGUCUCUCAGCUCCAGACCUCGUCCAAAAUUGCGCGGAUUGUAUGCAGAGACUUCCCCCUGGAACACACUGUUGACUUCAUGAUGGCCCUCAAGGAGACCUUCUGGAGAGCCAAAGGAAUGUGUGUGUGUGCUGCUGGGAAGUGGAUGAUCACCUUUCUGCAGAUGUACGGGAAGGACGUCUGUCAGGAUGUGCCAACAAUCCUCCACAUCCUAUACAGCUGCACGUCAUGCAUGCAGCAGAGCACGUUCAUGCCUUUCCUGUGCCAGGCUGUGGUCAUCCUCAUCUGCUGUCAUGAAGAGGUCACAAUUGACAACUUCUCCCGGCUGCUUGGGCCCACAGACAGGUAUUGCCACUCCUGCCUUUGCUGUUGCUAUGGUCACAUUUGUAGCUUGUCUCUGCCAGAGGGAUCCCGUCAGGAAGCAGCUUUUCCUUUUUCCUCUCAAAGUCUGUUUGAGGUGAAAAUUACUCAGUCACAACUUGAGACUUUCUUUUUUCUAGUGAGACAUGGAGGAGAAUAAGAGAGUUUUGUCUUUGAUGGUGGAGCCGAUAGAAGAAA
Molecule: messenger RNA, 857 nt
Organism: Gallus gallus (chicken)
Lineage: Eukaryota; Metazoa; Chordata; Aves; Galliformes; Phasianidae
Gene: MROH2AL5
Product: maestro heat-like repeat-containing protein family member 2B
Exons: 5
Coding region: 22-819 (265 amino acids)
Cellular component (GO): cytoplasm
Source: RefSeq, a predicted model, not a curated record